UCUAUAAACAGACGUUGCAGAGCUUGAUUUGUUGGAGAUGACUGUUUCGAUAAUGCUAUAUAUAAGACCUUUCAUGCUUACAGAACCAUUGAAAUUCUUCCUUUCUUAUAAUGCUAUUGAGAGGGAAGGCAGCUGCCAUGGAUAGUUUUCUGCAAAUGUUUCAGGCUUCUCCAUUCUUAUUCGUCAGUACUCUUCCUUUAUUAGUCUUCAUCACCAUCUUCUUCUUUACAAAUCCGCGUAGAAAAUUCCCUUACCCGCCAGGCCCGAAAGGGUAUCCCAUUAUCGGCAACAUGAUGAUGAUGGACCAGCUGACUCACCGUGGCCUCGCCCGCCUGGCCAAGCUCUACGGAGGGCUGCUCCAUCUCAAAAUGGGAUCUGUCCAUUUUGUCGCAGUUUCAACUCCAGAAAUGGCCAGAGAAGUCCUUCAAGUUCAAGACAGCGUAUUUGCAAAUCGCUCUGCAAACAUUGCAAUAACUUACUUAACAUACGAUCGAGCUGACAUGGCUUUUGCAAAUUACGGACCCUUUUGGCGCCAAAUGCGUAAAGUUUCUGUCAUGAAGCUCUUCAGUCGACGACGGGCCGAGUCUUGGGCAUCCAUUCAUGAAGAAGUGGAUGCAACUGUCAAAACCGUGACGGAGAGAACUGGUUUAGAGGUUAAUAUUGGUGAGUUGGUGUUUUCUCUGACGAAGAACGUAAUUUACAGGGCUGCAUUUGGGUCGGUUUCUCAUGAAGGACAAGAUGAGUUCGUGAAGAUUAUGCAAGAAUUUUCCAAGCUUUUUGGAGCUUUUAAUAUCGCUGAUUUUUUUCCAUGGCUGGGUUGGAUUCAUGCACAAGAAUUCAACAAGAGGCUCGCCAGAGCUCGAGAAUCGCUCGAUGGGUUUAUUGAUAUCAUAAUUGAUGAACAUAUAGAGAAGAAGAAGAAUGUGAAUGGUGAAGAUGAGAAAGAUGAAGCUGCAGAUGCAGACAUGGUUGAUGAAUUAAUGGCGUUUUACAAUGAAGAUCUUGAUGGGACAAACAACUUAAUUAAACUCACAAGAGAUAACAUCAAAGCCAUUAUCAUGGAUGUGAUGUUCGGAGGAACCGAAACUGUGGCGUCUGCAAUUGAGUGGGCAAUGGCGGAGUUGAUGAAGAGUCCGGAAGAACUACAAAAAGUGCAGGAAGAACUAGCUGAUAAAGUCGGGUUGAACCGGGUUGUCCACGAAUCCGAUCUUGAGAAACUCACCUAUCUCAAAUGUGCCAUCAAGGAAACCCUACGUCUUCACCCACCAAUCCCACUUCUCCUCCAUGAGACUGCCGAGGAGACCGUCGUGUCCGGGUACAAAAUCCCGGCGAAAUCUCGUGUCAUGAUCAACGCAUACGCGAUCGGGCAGGACCCGUCCGCAUGGGAAGACCCGGAUGAAUUUAAGCCCAGUAGGUUUUUGAGGGAGGGUGCUCCAGACUUUAAGGGUACAGACUUUGAGUAUAUCCCAUUCGGGUCGGGUCGGAGAUCAUGUCCGGGUAUGCAACUCGGGUUGUAUGCUUUGGAGUUCUCUGUGGCACAUUUGCUCCAUUGUUUCAACUGGGAGUUGCCAAAUGGAAUGAAGGCAACCGAGCUUGACAUGAGUGACAUGUUUGGACUCACUGCACCAAGAGCGAGUCGACUCAUUGCAGUGCCGAGUUACCGACUGAGUUGUCCACUCACAAUAGUCUAAAGACUCUUAAAGUAA
Messenger RNA from Pistacia vera, 1706 nucleotides. Its product is annotated as cytochrome P450 84A1-like. The coding region runs from base 111 to 1691 and encodes 526 amino acids. Gene Ontology annotation, molecular function: oxidoreductase activity, acting on paired donors, with incorporation or reduction of molecular oxygen; iron ion binding; monooxygenase activity. NCBI's taxonomy places the organism in Eukaryota, Viridiplantae, Streptophyta, Magnoliopsida, Sapindales, Anacardiaceae. The record is from RefSeq and is a predicted model, not a curated record. The transcript is spliced from 2 exons. Gene Ontology annotation, biological process: lignin biosynthetic process.